UUUACCAGGAAACUUGACAUUUUUAAAGUGGGUGCUGGGUGCGUGCCGAAGGGAAGAGAGUCCGGGAUUAUUAAAAAGGCUUCUUUCUUUAAUGGACUCUGGAUCAUGAGGGAAGGAGCGAGCAUUCAACAAACUGUUUCCCUUUUUUCAAUCCUGACGCAAAAUGUCUCGCUGUGAUUGACGACCACACAUCAUGGAGAUCCGAAAGAGGCUUUCUGCGUGUUGGGAGAGGUGUCUGACAUGUUUUAAAAAGCCAAACCCAUCCGGAGGAGAAAGAGGAGAAAGCAGGCGCCCCGAUAAAUCUGCCAUAGUUAUAGCAAACCCAGGUGCUGUUUCAACAACAGAGUCGAAAUCUCCUUUGAAUAUAGGUUUGCAGUCGUUUCCAGCAGGGAGAUCAGAUGUUUAUUACGUCGCUCUGUAUGAUUACGCCGCUCGAACCGAGGAGGACCUGAGCUUCAACGCGGGGGACACUUUAGAGGCUCUGGAUAAAAGUGCUGGAGACUGGUGGUUUGCUAAAGCCCUGACCGGAGUCUCAGCCUCCAAAGAGGGAUACAUCCCCGCUAAUUAUGUGGCUCCUGUGGAGAGCAUCGAUGCUGAACCGUGGUAUUUUCCGGACACCAAGAGGCUGGAUGCAGAGAAGAUGCUGCUGGCAGAAGGAAAUCUGCACGGAGCGUUCCUCGUCAGAAACUGUGAGAGUCAGAAAGGAGAGCUCUCCCUCUCAGUGCUAGACAAUGGGAAGGUGAAGCAUUACAAGCUGAAAAAACUGGACAACGGUCACUACUUUGUGUCCAGGACCAGAUCCUUUCAGACACUGAAAGAGUUGGUGGAACAUUACUCCAAAGACUCCGAUGGCCUCUGUGUGCGUCUGGGGGAACCAUGCAAUAAGAUGGAGGCUCCACAGACUCACGGCCUGUCAUACAACACUGUAGACCAAUGGGAGAUUGAUCGCAAGUCCAUCAAGCUGCUGAGGAAACUGGGAGCCGGUCAGUUUGGAGAAGUGUAUGAAGGCCUUUGGAACGACACCACGGCUGUCGCAGUUAAGACCCUCAAAUCUGGUACCAUGGACCCCGAGGACUUCCUGAGAGAGGCCCAGAUCAUGAAGAGGCUGCGGCACCCCAAGCUGAUCCAGCUGUACGCCGUGUGCACCAUGGAGGAGCCCAUCUACAUCAUCACAGAGCUGAUGAAUAAUGGCAGCCUGCUGGAGUACCUGCAGAAGGAUAAGGGCGCCACGCUGCGGAUCCAGGAUCAGAUCGAGAUGGCUGCUCAGGUGGCGUCGGGCAUGGCCUUCCUGGAGUUACAGAACUACAUCCACAGAGACCUGGCAGCCAGGAACGUGCUGGUGGGAGAGAACAACAUCUGCAAGGUGGCCGACUUCGGCCUCGCCAGGGUCUUCAUGAAAGAGAAUGAGAGCGUGUAUGAAGCCAAAGAAGGAUCUAAAAUCCCCGUGAAGUGGACCGCUCCAGAGGCUCUGCACGACAACAAGUUCAGCAUCAAGUCCGACGUUUGGUCCUUUGGGAUUCUGCUGCACGAGAUCAUGACAUUUGGACAGAUGCCUUAUAUGGCCAUGACAAACUACCAGGUGGUCCAGAGGGUCACUCAGGGCUACAGGAUGCCGUGCCCCCCCGGCUGCCCCAAAGUCAUGCACGACAUCAUGAUGGACUGUUGGAAAGGGAACGAGCAGGACCGGCCCACAUUCGAGACCCUGCAGUGGAACCUGGAGGACUUCUUCGACCUGGAUGUGACCUCGUACGACGACGCUAACAGAUACUGAGCACGCUGACGGGCUGCAAAUCGCGGGAAAGACGAUAACAUCCAAUCGAAAAUCACCCGAAUCCAAUCAUGCACUUACACUGAUCUUUUUUUAAGAAGCAGCAGACUGAAAUUGUAAUUUAAACCGUUUUAAUCAAGGCCGUCAUUUGAAGGAUGAUAAGUGAUCGAUCUGCAUGUGAUUGGAUACUGAAGCUGCAGAGAAGAAGCCUUUUUUUGUUUGUUGUUGUAACACUCCUGGCUUUGCUUUGAAAACUGAGCGCACUUUCAGACAGGCUCGUCUCACCUCCUAAAACACACAUGACUGGAACAGGCCUCUUUCAGCACAGACGUAAAAGCUGCUAUCCGUCCAUCUCGACCAACCGGUUCCUCUUGCACGCCACAUAGCUCGCAUUCUUUCCACUGGCUACCUGCCGAGCUUUUUACCGGAGGACGGGAGGUACCUGAGCGGAUGAGUGAGUCAUGUUCACCUUCGAGGUUUCCCCCUGUCUGCUUUGUGUUUAUAGACCGUGAGACUGAGUGAUUGACAGGACCUUUCAUCUGAGCUCAAUCACUUCUGUCUGUAACUGAACACAUGCAGAGCUGCAUGACUGCAUUAUAUGUCACUCCAGAGUCAUGACCAGGCCACGCCCUCCAUUACGUCAUCAAAUAGUUCACUUUUAGCUUUUCUCUUUGUGUCAGAGCAAAAAACUGUGACUUACAAAAGGACAGGUUUAUAAUAACCUGUGCAGGGAAAUAAAAUCACACACAAAUGUUCAAAAUCAUCUCCUCUAAUCUUUCAGUUCUGGCUUUAAAACGGAUCAUUGCUUCACACAAAUUACAUGCAAAACUGAGAUUUAUUUUUUGGACACUUGAAAUAAGUCUUCAUGUCAUUUAGCUUUAUGUAGCUAUUUGGCAGAACUGAUGCUGAUUAGCAGUUAGGACCUCUCUGUUAAACAUCCAUACGGCCUACUUGCUCAAUAUUCUGACAGUUUGUUGUGAUCUGAACUCUGACCUUGUUGUGAUUUUAUCUGGAUUUGCACUUAUUUUUUAACUUUCAUUGUCGUAACUAUAAUUAAAACGUUAGCAUGUGGGUGAUGGACACUGUUUGGGAUUUUUCCCAGGAAAUAUAAGAAACCAGGGCCCAGCGUUAUCAGAUUAUUUAUUUUAUUAAAGGACCCGGGUUUCUACAAAUAAAUAUCUCUUUGUAUGAUUCAGACUGUACACGUGUCCAUUCUGUGAUUGUACAUACGAUGAUGUUUUAUCUGAAGCUGGUUGUAUAACUUAAGUGUUCAUGAAAGCAAUAAUUAUAUUGAGUGUCUCUGGAAUUCGUUUUUCUACUCUCUACCAGCUGAGGCCCCGAAUUUCUGCAUUUUUAGCGGGGUAAUGACACACGAGUCCACUCGCUGCCGUCUGUUGUUAUUAUGGGGUACUUUAAGUUGAAUGCAUUGUUGAUUUUAUUCAUGUUGAACUUGCAGUAUAAUGACACAAUGACUGAACAAUGUGACUUUGUGCUUAAGCCCCGCCUUUUUAUUAUUUUUUUAAUGAUUUUUGUCCAAAGCUGCAGAGCUGCUCUCAGAUCUGUGGCCACGUUGUUUAUGACCAGCUGAUACGACGACACUAAUGUUGGAGACGUAUAUUUAAAGUUAAAUGUUGGAAUUAUGAUCUGCAGCAAGAGGAACACGCUCACACAUCUGCACGAGCCUGCAGCUGCAUGCCUGUGUGUACAAACAGCUGCAGCUAUAGGCUUCAUGCUGCUCACUGUGCACUCUGUCAGACAAAGACUGGACUGUCCCUGGUCUGUACUUUAUCUUGAGUCUGGAUCCUGGUCUUCUUGGCUUUCGACUCUAACCACCUUGCAGAGAAGUUGAUGCACAGAGACGUCUUGAACUAAACAAGCAGGGGAGACCUCUGCAGGCUCUCUGAAGACGUCACCAACACGCCCUCUUAAGUGGGACAGAAGUGAAGAGGGUAGAGAUUUGUGUGUGCAUGAAGUCUAAACACGGUUAAAAGGGGAAAUCCAGCUCAUCCUGACGUAUGAUCUCCCGCUCUGAUGAUUUUAAUGUCUUGUUAAUUGUAUAUUAUUACCAUGGAAGUGUUCAUAUAUCAUUUUACAUAAUUAUCCUUUAUGCAUAAUAUAAUAAAACGGCUUAUAUGUACUAUGA
Labrus mixtus (cuckoo wrasse) is the source of this 3911-nucleotide messenger RNA. RefSeq names its product fyn-related Src family tyrosine kinase (gene frk). The transcript has 8 exons. Gene Ontology annotation, molecular function: signaling receptor binding; non-membrane spanning protein tyrosine kinase activity; ATP binding. Gene Ontology annotation, biological process: cell differentiation; innate immune response; cell surface receptor protein tyrosine kinase signaling pathway. NCBI's taxonomy places the organism in Eukaryota, Metazoa, Chordata, Actinopteri, Labriformes, Labridae. The coding region runs from base 194 to 1771 and encodes 525 amino acids. Gene Ontology annotation, cellular component: extrinsic component of cytoplasmic side of plasma membrane. The record is from RefSeq and is a predicted model, not a curated record.